AUGGAGCAAGUGAACAACAACUAUCAACCUGCAACGCAGAAAACGAAAUCGAACAUGGUCGCUGUGUCGAACGGUAUUUACUAUCAACCUGCAACGCAGAAAACGAAAUCGAACAUGGUCGCUGUGUCGUGGGCCUCAAUGCGAAAUCAAUACAAGGUGAACAGGGAUCUACAUCGAGAUAAAAGCGAGAUCCCAAGAUCGCCCGUAUGUUCAAGCAUUUAA
Paramuricea clavata is the source of this 222-nucleotide messenger RNA. The record is from the annotation of a GenBank genome assembly. Lineage: Eukaryota; Metazoa; Cnidaria; Anthozoa; Malacalcyonacea; Plexauridae.